This is a messenger RNA of Neurospora hispaniola, 1698 nucleotides long. Its product is annotated as Alpha/Beta hydrolase protein. The transcript is spliced from 3 exons. Gene Ontology annotation, molecular function: lipase activity. Bases 22 to 1212 code for a protein of 396 amino acids. The record is from RefSeq and is a predicted model, not a curated record. Lineage: Eukaryota; Fungi; Ascomycota; Sordariomycetes; Sordariales; Sordariaceae.
AGUCUUCAAGUCUUGAUCAUCAUGGCUCGCGCGCUUCGCAAAAACCCUUUGAGGCUGUGGGAAAGACUCUACCUUGUCGCCCAUCUCCUCACCAUCGACACCGCCCAUUUGCUUCUCAACGCCAUCACUUGCGUCAGUCUCGCCAUCCUGCGCGGGGUCCCCAUCCGCCACUACUUCAGAGUCGCCUACAAUCGCUUCGCCCUCGGCUGUCUCUCUCCGCGUGAGAUCCAGCACAUGAGUCCGUCGACCGCUACCAUCUACCGUGAAUGGAUUGCCUCCACCCGCGCUGCUUCCCAGGCUCGCAUCGACUCCGGCCACGCCACCCCCGAUGACCAAUACAUCCUCGACCACCUCCACCGUCACGAAGAGAUCCUUUCUGACGGCGAGUCUUCUAUCCUCUGGGUCGGCGACCGCCGCCGCGCACUCAAGUUCGUCCUCUUCUUCCACGGCGGCGGCUUCAUCGCGCCCAUGCAGGAUGGCCACCUCGAGUGGUGUCUGCGGUCUUACAUCCAAGCCGGCCGGCUUCAUCAUCAACACGUUGCCGUCGCCGUGCUGCAGUACACCCUCGCCCCCGAGGCCCGCUAUCCCGUCCAGCUCUCCCAGGCGGCUGACGCGCUGGCGUACCUGCUCAAGCUGGGCGUGCGGCCGCGCGAUCUGGUCAUUGGCGGCGACUCGGCCGGCGCUAAUCUAGCGGCCCAGAUCAUGAGUCACUUGCUGCAUCCACAUCCGGACGCCAGGAAGAUUGCACUCCCGCUGGAGGAGCGCAUAGCUGGCGUGUUCGCUGUCAGUCCCUGGGUGAGCGCCAGGACGGAUGAUCAGAGCAUGGCGGAUAAUGCGCUCAUUGAUAUGCUGUCGCCCGUGAUUAUGGAGAAGGCGGUUCAGGAGCUCUUUGGUAACCACAACAAGUAUAACGCCGAGAAGAAGAGGGGUCAGGGAUGGGCUAUGCCGGCGGAUGUGGAUACGGGCGCGUGGUACAAGGGGCUGGGAAAGUUUGUUGAGAGGGUUUAUGUCACCUUGGGUACCCAGGAGGUGUUCAGGGACCAAAGUAUUGUGUUCGCUGAGGGGAUCAGGAGGACGAAUCCGGAUAUAGACGUGGUUUUGGAGGAGGCGUAUGAUGAAGCGCACGAUUUCAUUCUAUUGGAAGGCAAACGAAAGGAGGAUGGGACCGCCACUAGACGGAUGAGGAAGUGGAUUGAAGGGGUGUUUUGGUGAGGCAAGCGUCUUUUGGGAAGAAGAGGGUACAUACCUAGACUUGGGGGUGCAGAACAGAAAACAGAAAGCUGAUGGAAUGGGACCACAACGACAAGCAACUGGAGAAAAAAUGGGACACAAUACAACGAAACAGACAGUGCUCUGAGUGGUACAUGUUGGAUAGGCAGGAACUGAUGCAAUACAAGAGGAAAAUCAUAGGGAUACCUACCUAUUGGAGUGCAUCUGCGAAAACCACAAAGGAAACGCGGUACGGACCCUGCUCCAACCGGUGAGUCUGGGGGAAAGCUCGGUCUUUAAACUACCCCUCAACCUAGGCACGUGCUAGGUUAGAUGGUUUAGGGUUCACCAGCUUUCGGGACAGAGCCAACAGCUCUUCCAUGCUGUCACUGGUUGGUGGAAAAUGCUGACUGUAUGGCCUGAUACUUGACACUGCAUUGGUCCACCGCACCGAGACCAACUACCUCUAGAGGAAGAUACUGCGUUGUG